CCGGUUUCCCAGUGCUUUUUUCUUUUUCCUCUCUUUAUUGUGACCAUGAAAAUCGCUGCCGCUCUCGCAUUUUUACCCUUUCUCGCCUCGAGCACGCUUGUGGCCGCAAGCCCUUUGGUUAGCUAUGGCCAGAUAAGCAUUUCUCAAGUAGGAGAUGCUGAACCUCGUCUUAUCAGAUACAGCGAGGAUUCCCCUCCCAAAUGGAUUAAAGAGUCUGAUAAGGAAUCCUUGAUUCGAGCCGGAAUUAAGUUUAUGGAUAUCACCGACUACACUGACGAAAUUGUUCGUGUGCAAAACUGGAAGCCAUUUAUUCCGGCGAGAACUUUAUACGAAGACGAAGUGACCCCCUACAUCGGCAAUUUGAGCACAGAGACAAUGGAGGCCUUCUUGACCAAAUUUACCAGCUUCAGAAACCGUUAUUACAAAUCAAGUUGGGGUGGUGAAUCAUGCCGUUGGUUGCUCCAACAAUUGGAGAAUAUCGCACAAGGCUCGGAUCAUGUGGCCGUGAAAGAGUUUCAGCACCCAUGGGAACAAUUUUCCAUCGUGGCUCGAUUUGAAGGAACCAACGAGGACUUGAAAGAUGAGCUCGUCAUUGUUGGAGCUCACUUGGAUUCUAUGAACAUGUAUUUGCCAAAAUAUGGCCGAGCACCCGGUGCUGAUGACGACGGCAGCGGUACUACUUCAACUGUGGAAGCUUUCCGUAGCUUGGUGAAUAAUGGAUUCCGUCCCGAACGACCUGUUGAAUUCCAUUGGUACAGUGGUGAAGAAGGCGGAUUGCUUGGUAGCCAAGCUGUUUCGCGUCAAUAUCAACAGGACGGAAAACGUGUGGUUGCCAUGUUGCAGAACGAUAUGACGGGUUACGUGGGUCCCAGCGGCAAUCCCGUCAUUGGCAUUGUUACCGAUCACGUUGAUGACAAGUUGACGGACUUUAUCAAGGUCCUCGUGGAUUCUUAUGCUGGUAUCCCAUACACUUUGACAAAGUGCGGUUAUGCGUGCAGCGACCAUGCUUCAUGGCGUCAAAUUGGUUUCCCCUCUGCUUUUACAAUUGAGAGCUCAUUUGAAGAUUCGAACCAUUACAUCCACACUUCCGGUGACACGAUCGAUAAGUUGUCCUUUGACCAUAUGAAAGAAUUCUCAAAGAUUGCCAUCGGCUUUGCUGUGGAGCUUUCGCAUGUCCGAUCCGAUUAACGAGAUAGCAGAUAAAUAUCACUCUUGUAUCAUAUUUUUAUGUCUUCUCACCGUUUCUCCCCACUUUGUCUGUCUGCGCAAUUUAUAAAAAUGACCAAAAUUUUUUUUUUUUUUUUUAAAAAAAAAGCACUCCAAACGGG
Messenger RNA from Radiomyces spectabilis, 1328 nucleotides. RefSeq lists its product as uncharacterized. The transcript has 7 exons. Gene Ontology annotation, biological process: proteolysis. Gene Ontology annotation, molecular function: metalloexopeptidase activity. The record is from RefSeq and is a predicted model, not a curated record. Bases 46 to 1188 code for a protein of 380 amino acids. NCBI's taxonomy places the organism in Eukaryota, Fungi, Mucoromycota, Mucoromycetes, Mucorales, Radiomycetaceae.